UUAAAUUGUGUUGUUUAAGUGUUCCCUUUAUUUUUUUGAGCAGUGUAUGUCUAAUGUAGGCUAUCGGUGAUUUUAUCUGUUUGAAAUCAAGUCUGUGUACCUGGCAAGUUUCCAUGGUCGUAAAUGCUCCAUAUUCCACUAAUAUGUGGUCAUUUCAGCACCACGGGGUUGGACAGCGGUGGUUUGCAAAUAAUCUGUAUUUCAAUCAGUGAGCCUGCAGUUUUCUAAAGUAGCAGUUUCACUCAACCUUGUUUGUUCACAUCUCAAUGACAUAUUGGUUUUCAUUUAUCAUUAAUACAUUGGCCUGUUUGUGUUGUUAGCAUAGUUGUACUGUGUUUUAUAGUUUGGAGACUCAAACUUUCUCAAGUGUGUUCGAAUAUUUUUUUUUUCAUUAUAUCUGUAGUUCAGUGGGUUGAACUCAUAGGGACGCUGUUGGUUAGUGUGUUGCAGCUUCAUAGCAAAUGUGUCGCAGUACUUCCCCCAUCAUCUCGAUAUAUUAGACAGAGACAGAGCGGCACACAGAGCGCACAGUCCGGUUUACAGAGAACACUAAUACCAAGAUACAGAGCUGCCAUUAUCUUGUUCCAAAAUGGUUUAUUGUUGAGUCGUUUACCUUUGAUGUUUUGAACUAGAAACGAAUGCAAUAUUACUGACUUCUUUACGGAUUUAUAACCUGCUUGUUGUUUCAUGGUGAAGGGAAAUGUCGGACAGAACAAUGACACGGCAAGUACUGUGGUUUAUCUCAGUUCUCUCUCUCAGUUCAGUGCACGGGCAGGUCAGUUACUCCAUUCCGGAGGAAAUGGCGACAGGCUCUUUAAUCGGUAACAUAGCGCAGGAUUUGGGUUUAGAUAUCAAAAGACUGAAAUCAGGUAAAGCUCGUAUUUAUACUGGAGACAGCGCAGAAUACAUCGAGUUGAAUAAAGAAAGGGGAGUUCUCCUUAUCAGAGAGAGAAUAGACCGUGAAGCUCUCUGCAGACAGACGACGCCUUGCGCACUGCAUUUUCAAAUUAUUUUAGAAAAUCCCAUGGAAUUCUUUCGAGUAACUGUUGAGAUUACAGAUGUAAACGAUAAUUCUCCUAGUUUUAAAAAGAACGAGAGACGUUUUGAAAUUAGUGAAACCGCUGUUACUGGCUCUACGUUUAUGCUGGAGAGGGCGAUGGAUCCUGACGUUGACGUUAACGGUCUCCAGACCUACAUCCUUAAACCCACUGCUAAUUUUCAGUUAAAACUAAAAAAUCAACCUGACGGGAGUAAAAAAGUAGAGAUGGUUUUACAGAAACCUUUAGAUCGAGAGAAACAGGAGCAGAUAUCUUUAGUCUUAACCGCCCUUGAUGGAGGUGAGCCUCAGUUGUCUGGAACAGUGCAGAUACAAGUCAUUGUAUUAGAUGCGAACGACAAUGCCCCGAUUUUUACGCAGGAGAUAUACAAAGCAACCGUUGUUGAAAAUUCGCCGAAAGGAACCUUGAUGGCAAAAGUCAGCGCAUCUGACGCGGAUAAAGGAUCAAAUAGUCUCGUUAGCUAUUCUUUGUCCAGCAGUACUGAUCUGUUUGAGUUAGACAGCGACAGUGGUGAACUUAGACUCAUUGGUCAAAUCGAUUAUGAAAAAGCUAAACAUUAUCAAAUGUUUAUUGAGGCAAUGGAUGAGGGAGGACUAUCCGAUUCGAGUAAAAUAAUCAUCGAUAUUAUUGACGUCAACGACAACAGUCCCGUUAUUAAUAUAAUGUCAAAGUCUAGUUCAAUAGCUGAGGACUCAAGCCCAAAUAUGGUUAUAGCUAUGAUCAACGUUAACGAUCCGGACUCUGACCACAACGGUCAGGUAAACUGUGGGAUAAAUGAAAAUAUUCCCUUCACCAUUAAAUCUACAUCUAAUAGAUUCUAUAGCCUUGUGACUGACAGUGACUUGGACCGAGAGAGAGUCUCUGAGUAUAACAUCAGUGUGACGUGCUCUGAUGAGGGCGUGCCCUCGCUCUCCAGCAGCGUCACUCUCACCUUACAGAUAUCAGAUGUGAAUGACAACGCGCCUGUCUUUGAGAGGAGCUCAUAUGAGGCCUACAUUAUAGAAAACAACACACCGGGCCUCUCUAUAUUCACAGUGAAAGCUAGAGACGUUGACUGGAACCAAAAUGCCCGUGUUUCUUACAUACUGGAGGACUCCUCGGUUAACGGAGUGCCCGUUUCAUCAUAUGUGUCCGUUAGUGCUGAUAGUGGAAUCAUCCAUGCAGUGCGCUCUUUUGACUACGAGCACAUCAAGCUCUUCCAGUUCCGCGUAAAAGCGCAGGAUGGAGGCUCCCCUCCACUCAGUAGCAAUGUGACUGUGAAAAUAAUGAUCCAGGACCAGAAUGACAACGCGCCUCAGGUUCUGUACCCAGUCCAGACUAGCAGCUCUCUGGUGGCUGAAAUGGUGCCUCGUUCAGCAGAUGUGGGCUAUCUUGUGACUAAAGUGGUGGCUGUUGAUGUGGACUCUGGACAGAAUGCUUGGCUCUCGUAUAAACUGCAGAAAGUGACAGACCGAGCGCUGUUUGAAGUGGGUUUACAGAAUGGGGAAAUAAGAACUAUACGCCAAGUCAAUGACAAAGAUGCUGUGAAACAAAGGCUCACUGUUGUAGUGGAGGACAACGGGCAGCCCUCUCGUUCAGCUAUAGUCAAUGUUAACGUGGCGGUGGCGGACAGCUUCCCUGAAGUGCUCUCGGAGUUCACUGACUUUACGCACGACAAGGAGUACAAUGACAACCUGACUUUUUACUUAGUCUUGGCUUUGGCUGUAGUCUCAUUUCUGUUCAUCACGUGUUUAGUGGUUAUUAUAUCAGUGAAAAUAUACAGAUGGAGACAGUCUCGUGUCCUCUAUCAUUCCAAUCUCCCGGUUAUUCCGUAUUAUCCACCACGUUACGCAGACACUUUGGGGACAGGAACUCUACAGCACGUGUACAAUUACGAGGUGUGCAGGACGACUGACUCCAGAAAGAGUGACUGUCAGUUCGCCAGACCCUGUAGUCAGAACGUACUGAUAAUGGACCCCAGUUCUACAGGGACGAUGCAGCGGAUGCAGAACGAGAAGAACAUCCUGGAUGAACCAGACUCCCCACUAGAGCAAAAGCCUCCGAACGCUGACUGGCGCUUCACACAAGGACAGAGACCUGGACCCAGUGGGGCUGGAGGUCCCCCUGAGAUGGCCAUGGGAACAGGACCCUGGCCCAACCCCCCCACCGAGGCCGAGCAGCUCCAAGCCCUGAUGGCCGCAGCCAACGAAGUGAGCGAGGCGACCGCAACCCUGGGGCCGGGCACCAUGGGACUAAGCACCCGUUACAGCCCCCAGUUCACCCUGCAGCACGUGCCCGACUACCGCCAGAACGUCUACAUCCCUGGCAGCACCGCCACCUUGACCUCCAACCCCCAGCAGCAGCAGCAGCAGCAGCAGAUGGCAGCCCAACAUCAGGCCCUGCAGGCCCAGCCCUCUGAGGCCGCCCCUCAGCCUGAACCCCCCAAGGCUGCCCAGACCCCCGCCUCCAAGAAGAAGUCCACCAAGAAGGAGAAGAAGUAGGAUGGGUGGAGGAUGGAUAGAUAUGGAAAAUACGAUGAGAAAAGAGAAAACCGACCCGAUGAGGACUGAAAUCCCCCCCCCCACCCCUUACGUCUCCUCUCAAUGCGUUUACUCUAAUCAGGGUCUGGAUUCUAUUGGCUACGCUCAUAUGAUAACACGAAAUAUGGAGAUGUUUGCGAAUGUUUGUCUUUGGGCUCUUGAAUCUGGAAUGCGUUUAAGGUUUAAGAGCGAACAGCAUUGACAUUUUUAUUUUUUUUCUGAAAGCUAUCUAGAAACAGUUGUUUUUUUUGGAAAGUCUGUUCUAAAAAAAAAAAACAAGUAUUAACAGUAUUUGCAGAUACGGAAGACUGGGGGUUCAGGGGGGAUUGUGUUUUGGUUAAAUCAAUACAUUUGGAUGCACUUCAGACACAACAGAUUGAGCGUAAACAACUUUGCUCAGAUAACAAGGAUUUGCCCAGUGAUGUAUUCACAGGUGGAUAUUUUAACGAUGUUCCAUAAAAUGUUUCAUGUUGGAUUAUAAUUGUAACUCCUUAUUUUCCUGAGACUGAAAGUAGAUCCUUGUUUGACUUUACUAGAUUGCCAUGAUAAGAUUCCUAUAUAGGAUCAGCCUUAUGGGAUCCUACACCACAGCGCUUUGGGACACGGGAAUGGGCAUUCCAUUGUACUGGUACAGUAGUAUUCCAAUCUGCAUGUCCCUAUGUGUUCAAACCACAGACCUUCCAGAAGAUUCAACUAUGCAUUGAAUUAGUGUUGCAACGAGGACGACCACCUUAAAAAAAUACAGGUCGACAAAUGCCCUCGUAGCGUUUACCUGAUGUGGUAUCUAAAAACUAUAAAUAUUAUUUUGUAAGCGUAGUUAAAUGGUAAGAUUUGAAUCUUUCACUGUUUUUAUGACCUGAGCAUGAACCCUAUUAGAAAACUAGCACCGAGGAGGAGGGGCAUGUUAUAGUACUAUCAGCCCUAUUUUCUGGCUUGUUGGCAUAGUAGGCGCUGCCCCCCUUUUAAAACUACCCAGAUGGGUAUAGAGACCCUCCUGCUGUCCACCCAUGCACCUCUAUCCCCUCCUCAACCAGAUGAUGUGCCCUCCCCUCACUGGCUGUCCCACUUUGAGAGCCAGACCAUAGAGAUGCACUGUUCAUACUAUAAAGAUAAAGUAGAGAUCUUUUCACGGCGUGCUUAGGAGUUAGACACUUCUUAGGCCGCUAGAGUCUAGAUUGAGUGUUCAUCCCUUGCUACGUACCCUGAAGUGCUGAUGACUAUAUUUCUUGACGUGGGAAGUGUUUUUUGAUGACUCAGUAGUAUAAGAUAAGUAUGAAGUCUUUUCUUUGCCACCAGUCCAUCCGUCUGUCCGGCAACUAGCUGGACACCACUGCAUGAAGAGGCAGCUUGCAAGCUGGGUUCAAGGGGGAGUGGAGAGGGGUGGGCUGAGUGGUACGUCUGGGUUUGUACAAUUAGAUUGACGGGGAGGGGGGGCAAUGACCUUGGCUCUACUCACUGAAUGUACACAGGCCCCACUGUUGACCCUCCCUCCUAGUCCACCCCGAAACGUCCUCUAAUGCACUGACCCAGGUUAGAGGUCAACAGAGCCAAGCACAUCCCUCCAUGUCACAGAGGAGAUACCACUUCAGAAGCAGGGAGGAGGGACAGAGUUAGCUCUUCGCUGUAUCUAUCCCCUCAGUGUAAAUCCAUUCUGGCAACGCUAACCUCAGACUCUCCCCUUGCUUCCAUCCCUCCACCCCCUGGUCCUGUGAAGGCUCUCCCCUUGCUUCCAUCCCUCCACCCCCUGGUCCUGUGAAGGCUCUUCCCCUCUGUAAAUAAACACUAGUCCUGUCGAUGGUAUGAGCCAAUUGUUUGUAUAGUACGGACCACAUCCAGAAUUUUCAAACUAAAAGUCCUCUCUCCUCAAGGCGUGGCUUACUGGAAUGUGUUGUAUUUGUUUUACAAGAAAAAUAAGAAAACCACAGCGGGGGAAAAAAAAAACGAUCUCUGAAAUGUUCUUCAACAGUUUGUGUUGCAAUGUAGUAACUAAGCACCAUGAAGGCCAACUAACUAACUCUUCAGUGUAAAUAUAAAGAAAGUUGCUAAUAACUUUAGACGAUAAGUAAACAGAGUGACACACACGUAGACUAGUUAACUUGUGAUAUGUGUUGCGCAUAUUAUUGUGUUCAUUUUCUCUCUCUCUAUUUUACUACCCUGUAAAAGAAACUAAACAAAAAAAAAGUAUAUUGAAAAAAAUGUUUCUAUCCUUCUGUAACUUUUUUUUCUGUGCUUUAUCUUGUGCAUUUGCGCAAGAAUGCCUCUGUCCAUAUGAGCAAAUUAUUAUAAAUAUGUGUGUGUGUGUACGUCCGUCCGCUGCUGAAUUAAUCCUCUCUCGUGCUGUAAUAUCUUUCUUAUGAAAUGCUUAGACCUCCUACGCUCCUCCCGGUGUUUAGUCUCUUCAUUUUUAUGCUAAUAUUUAUAUUGCUGUUUUAUUUUCUCUUGAACACUGACAUUUCAAAUAAAAGGCUCUGAAAUCA
This is a messenger RNA of Oncorhynchus mykiss (rainbow trout), 6054 nucleotides long. Its product is annotated as protocadherin gamma-C5. Gene Ontology annotation, cellular component: plasma membrane. The record is from RefSeq and is a predicted model, not a curated record. Gene Ontology annotation, biological process: homophilic cell-cell adhesion. NCBI's taxonomy places the organism in Eukaryota, Metazoa, Chordata, Actinopteri, Salmoniformes, Salmonidae. Gene Ontology annotation, molecular function: calcium ion binding.